This is a messenger RNA of Nerophis lumbriciformis (worm pipefish), 3496 nucleotides long. RefSeq names its product glypican 1b (gene gpc1b). Gene Ontology annotation, biological process: negative regulation of fibroblast growth factor receptor signaling pathway; regulation of protein localization to membrane; cell migration. Gene Ontology annotation, cellular component: cell surface; extracellular region; synapse. The record is from RefSeq and is a predicted model, not a curated record. Lineage: Eukaryota; Metazoa; Chordata; Actinopteri; Syngnathiformes; Syngnathidae. Gene Ontology annotation, molecular function: fibroblast growth factor binding.
GUAGGAAUGUUCUAUCCUCGAGUCUUUGUUUCCUGGCGGACCUUUUAAGUGACGGACACAUUGAUCCGGACAAGCAGCAACAAUGGUGGAAAUCCUUCAUCACCAAACUUGAUCAAGCAUUUGACCUCGAGAGACCAAGUCGUCUUCAUCAUUUUCUCGAGGGACGUGACUUGAGGAGCCUGGAUAUAUUCCUCACAUCUCGCCUAUUUUGGACUUCCAGUUCCGUGGGAUUUGCACUUGACUGAGUUGACGCGGUGCCGGCAUGGAUUCCUUCACGGCGGCGGCGUUCGUGAUGUGCGCUCUCACGGCCACAGUGUGCGGGGACAAAGGCACCGGCAAAGCCAGGAGUUGUUCGGAUAUACGCCACUUCUAUAGCGGGAAAAGCUUCUCCCUGGACGGCGUCCCUCAGUCCGAAAUAUCUGGGGAGCACCUGCGCAUCUGUCCCCAAGGCUACACCUGCUGCACCAGCGUCAUGGAGGAAAACCUGGCCAUGCUGAGCCGAGUGGAGAUGGAGAAAGUGCUCAAAGAGGCGGGGCGGACUUUACAGGUGUCCCUCAACGGGCAGUACAAGGUCUUCGACGGUUAUUUCCUGGAGUUGCUGAACAGCUCUGCCGUCGCUCUACAGGAGACGUUCACCUCCACCUGGGGCUUGUUCUACCUUCAGAAUUCCCAAGUGUUCACCGACCUCUACACAGAUUUGAGGCUCUACUGUCGCGGCUCCAACAUCAACCUGGAAGAAGCGCUGAAUGAGUUCUGGGGCCGGCUUUUAGAGAAACUCUUCUUCCAUGCAAACAGGCAGUAUUCCAUAGGGGACGACUACCUGGAGUGUGUAUCCAAACAGCUGGAGACGCUUCGCCCUUUCGGGGAGACACCUCGUGAUCUGAAGUUGAAGGUCACUCGCACGUUUGUGGCUGCUCGGUCUUUUGUCCAAGGACUGGUCGUCAGUGGAGAUGUGGUCCGCAAAGUAUCCCAAGUGCAGCUGAGCCAGGAGUGCAUGCAAGCCAUGAUGAGGAUGACUUAUUGUCCCCAUUGUCGAGGUAUGGCCUCUGCCAGACCUUGUGCCAACUACUGCAGCAACAUCCUCAAGGGUUGUCUGGCCAACCAGGCGGACCUUGACACAGAGUGGCUGCACCUGGCAGAGACCAUGAUGCAAGUGGCGGGGCGCUUCGAUGGCCCUUCUGGUGUGGAUGUGGUGGUCCUCUCUCUGCCCUCCCGCAUUUCAGAAGCUAUGCUCACCAUGGUGGACAAUAUGGAGUCCGUCAACGUUAAGUUGUUCCAGGCGUGUGGCAGCCUGCGAGAAAAGACCAGCAGCGGCAGCAGCAGCACAGAAGCCAACAUUUUCCCCAAGAAUGAAAAUCCCACAACGGAGGACAGGUCGGCGAGCAGCGCCAACAAACUCGGCCGCCUGGUGACGGACGUAACCGUGAGACUGAGGGACAUGCGGCCAUAUUGGAUCGAUCUUCCCAAAAUGCUGUGUAGCGACAGAGUGGCGGUUGGUGCGGGCGCUGAGGACCGCUGCUGGAACGGCAUCACUCGUGCCAGGUACCUUCCCGAGGUCAUGGGCGACGGUCUGGCCAGCCAGAUCAACAACCCUGAAGUGGAGAUCGACAUCACCAAGCCUGACAUGACAAUCAGGCAGCAGAUCAUGCAGCUGAAGAUCAUGACACACCGUCUGAAGAAUGCUCUCAACGGCAACGACGUGGACUUCCAAGACACCAGUGACGAUGCCAGCGGUUCUGGAAGCGGCACCAUCUGCACCGACGAAGCGUGCUCGCGGGGUCCUCGCACUGACGACACCUUGACGCCGUUUAGCAGAGAUUACCCCAACCCGCCAGAGAUCAAGAAGGUGGUGACAAACUCGACCAAUCAGAGCCUGCCCGGCGUCCUCGCCUACGUCCUCUCGCUGCUGGUUUUGCUGCUGCGCCGAUAAUUGGCGGGGAGGAGAGCGCAGCCACGCUUGGACUGAGGUCAGGGGGGACUGGGUUUGGGCUUUGCGAGGGUUCUGAAAAGGUGAAGGAGGAGCAGGUGAGAUGUUUGGGUGUUUGUUACUUUGCCAAAACGACACAUUAGAGGAAGAACUGCAGAAACGGGGGGGGGGGGGGCGCUCUUGUCCUUCAUGUCUCGCUAUAAUAUGACGCCAUUAGAGCUGAUCAUCUUAUGUUUUUAUGCUUCUGGUUUAUGGUGUAAUCACAACUCCAGUAGGGAGAGGGGGACAUUAAUUCAUGCAUUUGUUAUUUCUCCUUUUAACAGCACUUAGUGAUUUUAUGGUAUUAUUUAUUUGUUAACAACUGACCCUAGAGUGGAUUCACUCCCAAAUGCUACAUUGGAAACAGGCUGAGGCAAACUAACAUGGCGGCGAAACCAUUUGAUGCAUCAGGCCUCAGCACUUCAGAGGUAAUAAUAGCUGUGGAUCAUCUCAACCUGAACCCCCCCAAGCUUAAUCCAUGCAGGUCUCAAAUGACAGCAACCUUCUGGGCCCCAGGGCCCCCCGCCCUAGCAGCCAAGGCUUUGCAGGUCAGAAUUUUGGCUCUCAGAACAGAAGCAGUAGAGGCAGGAAUAGAAAAUGACCAUCUAUCAUUUGCAUUUUAAUUGCACAGAUGAGGAUCCACACCUCCGGAACACUCACUUCUGUGGAAGUCUGUGAGGAGGGAAUUAUUUUGCCCCACCUCUGUCCUUUAUUGUCAUUACCUUUAAAGGGGAACUGCAGUUUUUGGGGUGAUUUUGCUUAUCGCUCACAAUCAUUAUGAAAGACUUGACGACAAAUUGAUUUUUUUAAUGCACUCUAAAUAUUAAAUAAACGUUAAAAAAAACGCCGAUGUGAGCUCCACUAUUCCGCCCAUAAAAUCCAAUAAAUAACCAUUCAAUAAGCGGCAACAAUACUCCAUUUACAUUUGGUGACUUGAAUAUUGACCAAUUAUUAGCAUACUUGCCAACCCUCACGGAUUUUCCGGGAGACUCCCGAAAUUCAGCACCUCUCCCGAAAACCUCCCGGGACAAAUUUUCUCCCGAAAAUCUCCCGAAAUUCAGGCGGACUCAGGUCUAUGCGGACCUGAGUCUGCUAACCCACAAUAUAAACAGCGUACCUGCCCAAUCACGUUAUAACUGUAGAAUGAUGGAGGGCGAGUUCUUGGUUUCUUAUGUGGGUUUAUUGUUGGGCAGUUUCAUUAACGUCCUCCCAGCGCGGUAACAACACACAACAACAGCAGUCACGUUUUUGUCUACCGUAAAGCAGUUCGUCUGCCGUAAACAGCAAUGUUGUGACACUCUUAAACAGGACAAUACUGCCAUUUAGUGCAUUUGAUGAAAGCACUUUUGUGCGUGCCACACAGCAAUGCAUCAUCAGAGAGGGUGUUCAGCAUGGUUCAAAAAAUAGUGACAGAGAAUAGAACAAGGAUGGACAAUUCAACCCUUAACUCAACAAUGAGUAGAUGAGUGUUAUGUGUGUGUAUAUGUGUAAAUAAAUGAACACUGAAAUUCAAGUAUUUAUAAUAUUUCU